AUGACAAUGCACAUUGUUGGACCACGUUUAUGUUCAUAUAAAAAAAAUGCUGAUACUUUAUUAGUUGGUAACGCUUCAAUAAUAUCAAUAUACAAGAGAUAUAUUACUGAAAAUUUUAACAGUAAAGUUAAUAAUGAAUGGAAUUUACAUCAACAAGUACCUGUUUUUGUGGAACGUGGUUAUAAUAUUCAUGGUAUUUUUGAAAUAGAUAAAAAGUAUUUAAUCGUUUAUGGUGAAAAAGCUAUAGCUAUUUUAAAGGAUUAUAAAGUGUUAAAAAUUCGAUAUUAUAGAGAUUGGAUUUUAAGUGCUUUUUGUGUAAGAAAUUUAGAAGUUAUUUUACAUUUUUCAACAAAUUCAAUUACAAUACUGAAUAUUAUUGAAGAAGAUAUUGUUACUUUUAAGACAAAAUAUUCUGCUUCUUUAGAUUUUUCAACUGUUGCCUUAUGUUCACUUUUUAUUUCUUCAAAAAAAGAUGAAUGUCAUUUGUUUGUUGGUACAUGCUUUGGACAAAUAUUAAUGUUUGAACCAUUAAAGUCUUUAAAUGUUGUUGGAAGAUUUGAAGGACAUCAUGGAAUGGUUUUUGCUAUUAAUUUUGUAAAUGAUAAAUUAUAUUCUAUUGGUGAUGAUAGAUCUUUUCGAUGUUGGAAUACUAAUAACCAAAAUGAAAUAUCUUGUUCAUACGGGCAUGAAUUUCGCCCUUUCUCUAUAGCAUAUUGUGAGGCGUUUGAUUAUCAUCUAACAGCUGGUGGUGAUGAAAUGGUAUGUAUUUGGAAGUGGUAUAAUAAUGAAACAAAGCCAAAAUUAGUUCAGAAAUUAUCUAUUAAAGGAACUUAUUAUGGUGAAUUAAUUAGAUUACAAUUAAAUGAAAGUAUAUUAAAAGGUCCAAGUGAAGAAAUAGAAUUUGAAGAUGAUAAAUUAAAGAUUCGUGGUUUUAAUAGUUUAUGUAAUAAAAAUGAAUUUGUUAUUAUUUCAUCAAAUGGGGAAGUAUCAUUAUAUAAUCAUUUAACAAAAUUUUCUGAAAUUUUAUUAAUUGAUAAAGAUAUUAGAUCUGAUUCUUUAGUAAUUUCUGGUUCAAAAAAAGUAGUAACAGUUUGUACAAAAGAUUCCGUUUAUUUUAUUAAUAUAGCAAAAAAAAAUAUUUAUAAAGAAAAUUUUGGAAAAACAAUUAUGUCAACCAUCUGGAGUGACAAUUCAUUUUUUUUAUCAUUUGUUGAUGGUACUGUUAUUGUUUAUAACUUUUCUUUAAUACCAUGUAAACGUUAUAAUAUACAAAUGAAACCUCCAACUCAAAUAACAUCUGCUUUAAUAAUUCCUAAUACAUCAUAUAUUUUUAUUGGACAAAAGAAUGGUUGUUUUUUUUAUAUAAAUGGAAAUGAAGAUAAAAUAGUAUAUGAACCAAAAGAAAUUUUUAUAUAUGCACAUGAUAAAGAAGCAAUAUUAGAUAUAUAUGUAAAGGCAAAUAAUUUAACUUAUGUUAUUUAUACAAUUGGAAAAGACGGGUUAGUAAGAACAUGGUUUUUUAAUCCAUUAUUAAAAUCAAAAAAUGUUAUCCCUAGAACUGUUAUUGAUUCAAUGUUAGAAUGGCCAAAUUCUAUUUAUUUAUUUCAAAAUGAAUUAUAUGUUGGUGGUUUUCAUGCAAAAUACUUUCGAUUAUUUCAUUUAGAGACAGGUACAAAAAUAUGUGAAUUUGAAUGUGGUGGUGGUCAUAGAGCAUGGAAUGGUAGAUUCAUUGAAUCUGAUAUACCAUAUUUUGAUUUUUCUUUUAUUUCCAAAGGAAAAUUGAAUCGUGUAAAAUUAAAUUGUAAUUUUGUUUCAAUUCUUGAUAAUUAUCUUCAUACAUUACAAAUUACAACUAUAUGUGCUAUAUCACCAACACAUUAUUUAACUGGUUCUGUUGAUACGAAUAUUGUUUUGUCAGAAGUUUAUAAUCUUAAUAAUAAUUCUUUGAAAAAACAAAAAGUAUUGCAAAGAAUAAAUCAACAUAUAUCAACUGUUUAUGAUAUAAAGUGUAUUAAAGAGAUAAAUGAGGAAUCAACUACUAUUUAUGUUAUCUCAGUUGGUGGUAAAGGUGAAAUAUUAUUUUGGAAAUGUUGUACAGAUGAAGGUCCAACAUUUUUAUCACAUCUUCAUACAUUUAAAUUUGAUGAAGAUUUAAGAAUAUUAGGUUUGCAAGUAAUGGUUAAUGAAAAUAUUACAUCUGAUAUUAUUACAAUUCCCUUAAUAACAAUUCUUUCUGAUGGUUCCAUAAAACUUUUAGAAUGGAAUAUAAAGAAUAAAACUGUUGUUAUUAUUGAUAAUUAUAUAGAAGAUGUCAAUUGGAUGUAUAGUAAAUUAGAUAAAAUUAAUAAUAGUUCAUUUGCCUCAAUAGGUACAGAUGGUAAUUUAUAUAUAUUUGAAAUAGCAACAGAAAUGAAGAUUCAUAAAGUAAAAACUAUUUUUAUUGAACGUGCUGGUUUGUCAUCAUUGGCAGCUUAUAAUGCUUCUUUGAUAUGUGUUGGUAGUGAAUCUGGAACAUUACAUAUUAUAUAUCAGGGUUCCAAAGUAACUGAGAUACGUUAUCAUGCAAGUACAUUAACAGGAAUUACAGUAAUUGAUGCAAAUAAAUUAUAUCACAUUUUUUCUGUAUCUCUUGAUUGUAGGAUAGGUCAUUAUAUUUUUAAUUCUGGUUUUGGUAGUGUAGGUUUUGAAAAUGGAAAAGUGCUUUCAAUAUCUGAUCCUUCAAAUAUUAUUUUUAACAAGAAAACUCUUAUAUCUAUAGGAGCCGGCGUGGAACAUAUAAAUAUAGAUUAUUUUAUAAAGGAUUUUGUAAAAAAAUGA
Strongyloides ratti is the source of this 2817-nucleotide messenger RNA. Its product is annotated as WD40 repeat and WD40/YVTN repeat-like-containing domain and WD40-repeat-containing domain-containing protein. Lineage: Eukaryota; Metazoa; Nematoda; Chromadorea; Rhabditida; Strongyloididae. Gene Ontology annotation, biological process: tRNA methylation. Gene Ontology annotation, molecular function: protein binding. The record is from RefSeq and is a predicted model, not a curated record. Bases 1 to 2817 code for a protein of 938 amino acids. Gene Ontology annotation, cellular component: cytoplasm. The transcript has 3 exons.